AUGCCCAUGGCCCUCUCGAGCUCGCUCCGUGCCCUGGUGGCCCUGAUCCCGCCGGCCCUCCCUUCCGCUCGCCCGAGCGGGGCCGCGGCGGCCCCGGCACCCCGCGCGCGCGGUCGACCGGGGAGAGGUGCGGGGGUCGUGGCACUGGCGGCGGCGCUGCCGUCAGACGCGCAGUGGCUGGAGCGGCUGCCGGAGAAGAAGAAGCCGCUGUACACGCACAGCCUGCCGUGCAUCGAGGCGUGGCUGCGCAGCCUCGGGUUCACGCAGUCCCGCGAGGACCCCGCCGUCUGGGUCGCCGAGAAGCCGCUCUGGCACGCGCGUCUCAGCCUCGACGUCACCGACCUCCACAUCAGGUACUUGAAAAGCGGACCUGGAAAUCUUGAGAAGGAUGUGGAGAGAAGGUUUAGCUAUGCCCUAAGCAGAGAAGACAUCGAGAACGCCAUACUUGGAGGACCUUAA
Messenger RNA from Miscanthus lutarioriparius, 459 nucleotides. The record is from the annotation of a GenBank genome assembly. NCBI's taxonomy places the organism in Eukaryota, Viridiplantae, Streptophyta, Magnoliopsida, Poales, Poaceae.